Messenger RNA from Pelodiscus sinensis (Chinese soft-shelled turtle), 5340 nucleotides. Lineage: Eukaryota; Metazoa; Chordata; Testudines; Trionychidae. The record is from RefSeq and is a predicted model, not a curated record.
AAUAGCAUGUUAAUAAUUUUAUCUUUUAUAAUUGCUAUAUUUUAAAAACUGUAGCAUGUAAGUUUGAAAGAGAUCUUAUCAACAGAGGUCAAAGUGGAUAUAUCAGAAAAAAGACAUCUGUCAUGCAUGGAACUUAAUUUGAAGAUUUAAUGUUUCAGGAUAAAUUAAUGUGUUUGUAGGGUAUGUGUUGGGGCACCUCACAGAGUAGGAUUUAGCAAUUAAGUAAUCCUAACUGCACAGGUAACAUUGCCUGCCCUUGAAAGCAUUCUAAAAUGCUCCUUAACCAGUUUAGCAGGGGCAUUUUUAACUUUAAAUUUAACUUUUCAGAAACAAAAUACAGUAAAACUCCAAUUGUCUGGCAUCCAGUGGUCCAGCACUCCUGAUAGUCCGGCACCAACUGGAACCCGGAAGUGCUCUGGCCUGCCAGACAAUUGGAGCUGUCCAGAAGCGGCGGUGGAGAGGGGGCAGGCAGCUGUUUAAGGCAAGCGGGUGGAGGGAGGAGGAGUAAGGUGUGUCGGCGAGGAAUGGCGCAGCAAGGGGCGAAAUCUCUGCUGUGUUGUGGGGACCCAGUAGAAGCCCCGCGCAGCCAGCUUGCAAGUGGGGAAACUCAGCCGCUGGCUUGGCAGCGGCGGAGAGGGGGCGAGAGGCAUGCAGCGUUCCCUGCCAACCUCCCCGCCUUAAACAGCUGCCUGCCUCUCACCCCUUCGCCGCCGCCGCUGCUUGCAAGCCGGCUAUGCGGGGCUUCCACCCCCUCCCUGCAACACAGUGGAGGGUUCGCCCCUCCCUGCACCGUUCCCCACACAGUGCGGGUCCCGGAAGACCUGUCACAGCACCCCGCCAGAGUACCUCCCGAUACUCCAGCAUAUCCGAUAAUCCAGCACCUCCCAAGGGUGCCAGAUUAUCGGUAGUCUACUGUACUAAGGACAGUUUUUCUGCUUUUUUACACCUUUUAUCAAUUUGGAAUGAUACCAUUGCCUUCAAAUGGAAUGACAAGAUGUACAGCAGUUUAACCAAGAUUAGAAUUUGACUCUGACUUAGGGAUGUUAAAUAUUGGUCAAUUGAAUAGUUGAAUAACCUCAAGAAUUCUUAUCGGUUAGUCAACUAUUCUACAGUCCCUGGGGAUGGAAAUGGCAGCCAGUAUGCUCUGGCAAUAAGGAGCACCCUGCCACUCCAUGCUGCUGCCUCUGUAUGAGCAGCAGCAGUGCAGGGGGCCAGGUGGGAGCUGGUCUGUGAGGGAAGCCAGUUUAAUAACCAGUUCCCCUCCUGGACUGUGCUGUUACAUCUGCUAACGAGGCAGGAGCCCCUGUCUAGAGUGGGUCUGAGCUACUGGAGCUGGUGCAAGCCAGAACUGAGCUGGGCUGCCUGCCUGCCCGCCCGCCUGGCUCCUAAUACAGAGCUACCACAGGGAUUGGUCCUGGACCCGUUGCAAGCCAGGACUGAGCUGGAUUGCUGGCCAGCCUGUUAAAAAAUUUACUGGCAAGUGAAGGGUAAAGGAAUGCGUGUAGUCUUUAGCAUUAACCUAUAGCUUUUGCUUAUUGGUUAAUUGGCUACACUAUUAUAUCCCUACUCUGACUAUAUUAUAAGAGAGCUCUGCUUAUGUUUCAGAUUUCCUGUUGAUGCCAUACAACGUACAAAAUGGAUCCAUGCUGUUAAUCGAGCAGACCCCAAAAGCAAAAAGAUUUGGAUUCCAGGACCCGGUGCUAUAUUGUGUUCCAGGCAUUUUGCAGAAGCGGACUUUGAAUCAUAUGGCAUGAGAAGAAAACUAAGGAAAGGAGCUGUUCCUUCUGUUUUUCAGUAUAAGAAUUGCACUGGGAGUCAUACAGAUGGAGACAGAUGACCGAGUACUCCACUGAAAUGAAGCAGUUUGUCUGUACUCUCCAUCUCUAUCAUAGUAAGGCCUAUGAUUAUGUCAGAAAGAAUUUUCCCUUGCCCCAUCCUUCCAGCCUGACAAACUGGUUGUGCAAUGAUGAAGGUAGUCCAGGCUUUAGCAGCAGUAUUUUCCUUCACCUUCAGCAGAGAGUAGAGCGAGGAGAACAGGCAUACCAGUACUGCUCACUGAUGAUAGAAGAUAUGGCUCUCAAGAGACAGCUGGAGUGGGACCCGGUCACUCAACGUCAGGUUGGGUUUAUAGACUUAGGCGCAGGAGCGCUUGAUGCUGAUGAAGCACCCCUGGCCUCAGAAGCCGUAGUCCUAAUGGCAGUAGGUGUUCUUGAUCACUGGAGAGCUCCCCUGGGCUAUUUCUUUGUAAAUGGAACCUCUGGGCAUUUACUAGCUCAACUGCUUUGUCAGACCAUCAGCAAGCUGACCAGCAUAGGCAUCACAGUUCUCUCUGUCACGUCUGCGGCUACUGCUCACGGUGUUGAGAUGGCAAAGGCAUUGGGCAUACGUAUUGAUGCCAACAACAUACAGUGCACUUUUCAGCAUCCACACAGCACCACUCAUCAGAUCACAUACUUCUUUGAUGCCUGCCAUAUGCUCCAGUUAAUAAAGAACGUGUUUCAGUGUUCUCAUAGCAUACAGUCCGUUAAUGAAACAGCACACUGGCAACACAUAGUGGACCUAGUGACUUUGCAGGAGAAGGAAUUCCUACAUAUUAGUGACAGGUUGUCAGGCGAGCACAGAAAUAGUGAAAGCUGUCACUUGCGAGUGAACUACGCUGCACAGCUAUUCAGUGAGAGUGUCGCUGGCACAUUGGAAUGCCUCCAGCAGUUGGGCCUGCCUUCUUUUCAGAACUGCAGCGGUACCAUCAAAUUUGUGCGCUUGAUGAGCUCUCUGUUUGACAUUUUUCAUGGAAGAAACUGUUAUGGAACAGGAUUGAAAGGGCCUGUAUCCUCUGAAAAUUAUGCCAAGAUAAAUCACCUCUUAACUGAGGCUAAAAAUGUCUUUAUUGCAUUAACAGACACUUUGGGGAGACACUUUCUGAAAGGUAAACAUAAAUUAGGGUUUCUAGGUUUUUUGCUUAAUGCUGAGAGCUUAAAAUGGCUUUACACAAAUUAUGUAUUUCCAAAGAGCAUGCCUUUCCGCUGCCUUCUGACUUACACAUUCAGCCUAGAUCAUCUGGAAUUAUUUCUUAGCACCCUCAGACAAGCAUGUGCUUGCAGCGAUAACCCUACCUGCAGGAUGUUCCAGACUGCUUAUUGUAAACUGCUGACCAAGUAUAAGAUGAUACCAGGAUUACUUCAGAAUGCUGUUUUAGGUGACAUGAACACCUUAGAUGUAUCUAUUGUUCGUAGGACAGAUUUGUCUCUACAUACCAUUCAUUCUCAAUACAGGCGGGGUUACGUGGAGAGUCCAUCAACAGACUACCUUUUCUGUAUGGGCCAUAUUUUAUUUAACUCUGCACUGGGUUAUUCAUUGACAGAUCUGUCCCUAUAUGCAGAAGGCAUGACCUAUGCUGCUGGUUGUGUUGCUGAGAAGUUAGCAGCUGUCAUAAGAUGUGAAGCCUGUGUCACUUCACUCUUUGUUUCAGAUAAUAUAAUCCUAAAAUCUGGUUCACUAUUGUGUAUUAAAAAGAGUGGGGGCUGGAGUCUACCAUCUGAGAGUGUGCGUCGGAUUGUGACUAUUUCUGAGCAAGUCCUGAAAAUGCAUGCAAGAGUGAAAGACUGUAACCCAAACCUUGAGCAACAGGAUGCGUAUUUAAAACAGAAAAUAUUAUGCGAGUUAUCUGAACAAUGUCACCUUUUCUCUGAGUUAAACAAUCACCUGUUUGAUGGGGAGUUGGGUGUCACCAAUCAUUACACAAUGCUGUUAAGGAACAUCGUGCAAUAUUACUUAAAUGUCAGAGCUGAACAUGCAAAAAAAUGGGCUUUGGAAUACUGCUAUGGAUGGAAAAGGUUGAACAGGAAACAUCCCUUUUCCUCAUUAUUAAAGACGUAUAAAUCUAUCCAAACCUUACCUGUGCCAUGAUUUCUUACUAAUUUGUUAAAUGAUGGCUCUCCCUUUGCGUAAUGGCUAGGUACGGUCUGAUACAUGUAACACAGGUGUCAGAGAACAGACGUGCUGUAUUUCAGUUGGUCUCUUGGCAGUACUGUGGCCGUGAGUGGCUAAUAAAGAGAUUCAUAAGAGAAUUAACAGUAUUGGGUUCUAAUCGUGCCUUGGGUAAGAGAUGGAAAUGAGUUUGAGCUCCUCCUGAAUUCCCAUUUAUGCAGAUUGCACAACCACAGUAUAUUUUAAAACAUCUUUGGCAGGACUAAAUUACUGUAGCAGCUGGAAAUUCACAUUGAGGUUCAUAGGCAGAGUUAUGUGGGGAAGUUUCCUGAACACUAUACUAUGCCUGCCUUGCUCUGACAGCCCUUGCCUAUGAUGAAUACAAAGCUUACACGUUUGGAAAAGGAGUUGGGGGAAAAGGCUGAUGGAGUACGAUAGGAGCAGAUAACUCCAUAGAGCUGCAGAAACACAGGUAUUACAAAAUGAAUAAAGAUUUGUACUAGAAACAACAUGUUUUACUUUUACUUACUAAUUACACAGUCACUCUGCCUUUCGCCCUUUAAUUCCUCUGGCAGUUUAUCAGAAAAAUAAAUCAUUCCAAAUUGCUUCAAGUGCUUAAAUCUGAGCACUAGUCAGGAUAACAAUGAAGUGAAGAAAAGACCUUGACUUUGGCUACCCCAAUGGGGAAAAAAGUCAAGAAAUAAAACUGAUGGUACAGGAUCAGGUGCAUGGGAACUGUCUCAGAACAACUUAUGCAUUUCUCUAUACAGGAUUCUAAAAAAUACUCUAUACAGGGUAGGACACGUAGUGCAAAGUGUUGGUGGAAAACUUUUGGUUUGCUUGUUUCCUCUGAAUAAAAUGUGAAGACGACUAUUUGACACAGAUUAGUUUUUGCAGAACUCAUGGGAGAAGUGAGGGAUUAGGGUGAAGGCCUGGCCUAUUGCAGUUGGCCAUGCCAAAGAGAAGGAGAAAGGAAACUGGAGAAGGCCAGUAUUGGAGGGAAAGGAGCAAGAAAGGGCAUAAUCAAAUCCAAGCUGUACCAUUGGCUGAUUUAUACAAGGCCUUAAGCAGAAGCAGGGGUGAAAGUAACUUAAAAUUUCUUACAGGUACUGUCCUGUUGCAACUAGGGACCCUACAGCUCUUUAAAUAGCUUCCUGCUGGCUUUUGCCACAGCUCAGCCAGCUCUUGCCAGAGCUGCGCACUAGCGCACACCCACUUACUUUCACCUCUGGGCACAAAGAAGAGAUGUUCACAUUUGAUUAGGUGUGGAAUUUGGAUUUGACAUAAUUACAAUGUGUCAUGUAUUAUCAGCCUCUUGCUGCAAAUCAAGACGUAUGUUCUUCAGGUUGUGUGUAUAUUAACAUCUGUUAACUAUCAAAUACACAAAAUAAAAGCACGGGUUCCUUUUUUAAA